Messenger RNA from Spirometra erinaceieuropaei, 582 nucleotides. Lineage: Eukaryota; Metazoa; Platyhelminthes; Cestoda; Diphyllobothriidea; Diphyllobothriidae. The record is from the annotation of a GenBank genome assembly.
AUGGCGCUAGAUGGUGCACCGCCAAAAAUCAUCGCCAUGAUCAAGGUCUGUUAUCGCUCCACCAAGACGCGAGCUCUGGUCCGCAUCAAUCUUUCCCAAGCGUUUGGUAUUCGAUCUGGCGUUCGACGGGGUUGUAUCCUGUCACCCAUUCUGCUCAACUAUGCUAUUGACUGGAUCCUCGGGAGGGAUCUACACAAAGGUAGCAGUGUCAAGUUGGCCCUCGAACACCGACCGAUUGAUUCCGACUAUACCGAUGAUAUUGCCUUACUUGCUUCAAGUUUUGGUGAUCUGCAGUCCAUGGUGUCGUGGGUGAACGAGGUUGCUAAAUCGACCGGUUCAUCCAUAAACGCUGGGAAGACUAAAGUGUUUUCUCGCUGCAUCCCUGACCAGGAGAAGUCACCUCUCGGGAUUCGAGACCGCCAACUUGGAGAAAAAGACAGUUUUAAAUACCUCGGGGCGAGGCUGCUGCCGAAUGGCUGGAGUAAGGACGACAUUGUCUCCCGAAUUGAUGCAGCCCGACGGGGUUUUCUCAAGCCUUCGGAAAUGCCUAUUGAUCUGACGCAACCUCUUCAUGGCCACUAG